UGUAAAGUGCUUCCUAUUUAUCAUACAUGUACUUUGUAAAUAAGCAUGUUGUGUCGUUUAUUUAAGGUUCUUCUCUAUUUACCGUAUUAAAUGGCAUUGUUAUGGCUUUGACAAUAAGCAAAAGUAAAUCGCCUACAAUACCGAUGUGUAAACUGUAGCCUAUACUGUUCAGAGCUGAGAGACAAAUAAUGAUUCAGCGAUAUCAGCAUCUCUCCCCGUGUGUUGUUCUGGGAUUUUGAUUAGAAACAAAAUCCUUUCUAUUAAAUAUGUGAGCUAGCUAGUAUCGAAAGAAUCGGGAGAUAAUUGUAGAAAGUAGUAGAAACAGAAAAGAGGUUAGAAUAAGUUUAAAUGAUACUAAAUGGGCGAGGCUUCGCGGCCCGGAAGUUGUUUGUCAUUUGUGAGGAGCAAAAUGUCUAAAUAAUAAUUCUCAUAUAAAUGUAUAAAAUAUGUAUUUCAGUUCGAAGUAUCUCAGUGUCGUUGUGUAAUUAUUGUCCAGACAGAACCUCUUGACGGUGUUGUUAGUACUUGGUUCCUGUUACUUUUGUCAGCGCUGGUCAGGAUGGACUAAUCACAGUAGUUUCUGAUUGCUGCGUAUUGAUUUGUAAAUAGCUGCUUUUGCAGGUUUUCAUGUGUGUCAGGUGUUCUCACUAUGGAGAGCCAGAAACAGGUGCUGGAGAGGCUGCGGGGCGCUUUCCGCUCAGGUGUGACCCGUCCAGCCCAGUUCCGUUUGACUCAACUGCAGGCCAUGAUGUCACUGUUUGAAGACAAUGAAACACAGAUUUUGGAAGCAAUGCAUAAAGAUCUUGCUAAGCCCAAGUUUGAGGCAGUGCUGUCAGAGAUUGAUAUUGUGGUGAAUGACCUUUGCUACACCAUCAGCAACCUGCAAACCUGGAUGCAGCACUCUUAUGUGGGCACAAACCUGGCAACAAAGCUGGAUGACUGUUUUGUUCGCAGGGAGCCAUUAGGUGUAGUUUUGAUUAUUGGCGCAUGGAACUAUCCUCUUCAGCUAAUUUUGUCACCUUUGAUUGGAGCAAUUGCUGCAGGUAACUGUGCUAUUCUGAAGCCAUCAGAAAUAAGUCAAGCAACCGAAAAACUUAUUGCUGAACUCAUUCCUAAGUACCUGUCCCAGGAGUGUUAUGCAGUCAUUUGUGGUGGAGCAGAAGAGACCAAGGCGUUGCUGGAGAAUAGAUUUGAUCAUAUCUUCUACACAGGCUCACAGUCAGUGGCUCGUUGCAUCCUGCAGGCCGCAGCGGUGCACCUCACCCCAGUUACUCUGGAGCUGGGUGGCAAGUGCCCUUGUUUGAUAUAUGGCCGGCUAGACAUGAAAGCUGCUGCUAAGAGGCUGGUGUGGGCCAAGUUUUUCAAUGCAGGACAGAGCUGUGUGGCUCCAGACUAUGUUUUAUGCACCGCUGAGACAAGAGAAAUGCUGUUACCUUUUAUAAAAGAGGCUCUGGAGAGCUUUUAUGGAUCUGAGCCCCAGCAAAGCCCAGAUAUGGGACGUAUCGUGACAGACAGGCACUGGAACCGACUGGUUGAGCUGCUAAAAAAGUCUGAGGGAAAGGUAGUGAUUGGAGGAGAGAGUGUCAGAGAGAACAAGUACAUGGCCCCCACUGUCAUCGUGGAUGUAAAGGAGUCAGAUGCUUUAAUGCAGGAGGAGAUUUUUGGCCCCAUUCUCCCCAUUCUGACCAUCAAGUCUCUCGAUGAAGGAAUCAAUUUUAUCAACGAGAGGGAAAAGCCCCUGGCACUUUACGCCUUCUCUGACGAGUCUCAAGUUGUUACUACAGUUCUGGAGAGGACCAGCAGCGGAGGCUUCUGUUCCAAUGAUGGAAUAGCUCACAUGACCCUUCCUGGUUUACCCUUUGGUGGAGUGGGUGCCAGUGGGAUGGGCAACUACCACGGUCGCUGGACCUUUGAGACAUUCAGUCACAAGCGUGGCUGCAUGCUGAGGGGCUGGGGGCUGGAGCGUGUCAAUGUGCUGCGCUACCCUCCCUAUACCGAAAGCAAUCUCAGCUGGCUGCGCUGGGCCACCACUGCCAAGAAGAAGGGGUGGUGGGCAGGAUGCUCUGUUAUGUGAGGGCUGUUAUGUGUCUGAUGCUGACAGAUUGCAACCUGGGAACCGAAAACAUAUGCCUUAGCUUUCACCAAUGUUUGGUUACUGUGAGUUUGGUCAUCAACACAAACCUAAUCUUUGGUUUUCAAUUGUGAUAUCAUUCAAAACACCACCAGAGGUCAGCAUUGAGAUACGUUGCUUCUGCGGGAUGCUUCUGUGGUGAGAGAAAGAGGCCAUUUACUUGAUGAUGAUUAGUUUAUUUUAACUACCAUUGUUCUGAUACACUACUCAAUUUUAUGUGUUUAUUCACAUCUGUGCAUUAAAAAAAUCCAGUCUAUGGAUAUUUAAUUAAACAAAUCAUCCGAUAUUUGUAAUUAAAUACUACAGUAAAGGGGGGCAUGGAUAGCAUUAUGUUUGGAUACUUUAGUAUCUUAUACUGCUACAUAUUUUCUGCUCUAUAGCUCAUUAUUCUUUCUAUUGGUGAACAUAUCAAGGAACAUUUCUAGUUUAUGAGUUGAAUACUUAAUGCAUCAUUUUCAUCUGUAAGGUUGAGUACAAAAAUAAAGUCUGACAAACAUGUUUACCCUCAGGAAA
Megalobrama amblycephala (Wuchang bream) is the source of this 2644-nucleotide messenger RNA. RefSeq names its product aldehyde dehydrogenase 3 family, member B1 (gene aldh3b1). Gene Ontology annotation, biological process: aldehyde metabolic process. Lineage: Eukaryota; Metazoa; Chordata; Actinopteri; Cypriniformes; Xenocyprididae. Gene Ontology annotation, cellular component: cytoplasm. The record is from RefSeq and is a predicted model, not a curated record. The coding region runs from base 650 to 2074 and encodes 474 amino acids. Gene Ontology annotation, molecular function: aldehyde dehydrogenase (NAD+) activity. The transcript has 10 exons.